AUGCCAGAGGAUGUUCCCGUCGUGACCACAGAGACGGGAAAACUGCGCGGUACAGUUACAUUUGCUACAGACCUGCAUGACAGACCGGUCUACACUUUCCUGGGCGUCCCAUAUGCUACUCCUCCCGAGAACGAGCUACGUUUCCAGGCUCCGCUCCCAGCCCAGCCGUGGACAGACGAGAGAGAUGCUGCCCAGUACGGGCCACACUGUGCACAGGACAUCGACCUGAUGUUCUCCAAGUUCUACCCGGUUCGACCGCCUCACAACACCACCAGCGAGGAUUGUCUCUAUCUCAACGUAUUCACCACGACAUUGGAAUCACAGGGAACUGGACUUCCGGCGUUGGUUUGGUUCCACGGCGGUGGCCUGUCAUUCGGUACGGGUGCCCUGUACCCGGGCACCGCUCUGGCAGCUCAUCAGGACCUGGUAGUGGUCACGGUCAACUACCGGCUCGGUCCGUUCGGCUUCCUCAGCACAGGGGACAACCUUUCGCCUGGGAACUACGGUCUUCUAGAUCAGGUGGAGGCUCUAAAGUGGGUUCACGACAACAUCCAGUCGUUCGGAGGAGACCCAGGCUCUGUGACGGUUGCCGGGCAGUUCGGAGGAGGAGCCAGCGUGUCCUACCACCUCCUGUCUCAGGCCAGCAGUGGACUGUUCCAUAGGGCCAUCUCUCAGAGCGGCGUGGCCACGUCUUUCCCUCAUGCCGAGUUUAACAAGCCACACAACGAGUUUGUUUCUCAGGCAAAGUCAGUCGGGUGUAAGAGAUUUGCGAAGAAAACCGAGAAAAUCCUUGAGUGUCUUCGAUCAACGGAGACUGAAGACCUCGUGAAAAGUCGGAAGGGUGAGAUUUUGUCCCGCUGCCUUCCUUGCACCGACGGGGCGUUUCUUAAAGACUCGCCAAGAAACCUGCUGAAGAAAGGAGAGUUUUCAAAGGUGGACUACAUGCUGGGUGUGAACAGUGCGGAGUUCGGACACGUCCUGCCCAGUCUGAUGUCUACUGAGUUCGGGAAGGGCAAGUCUCUGAAGGAAGUCACCACCAUCCUGAUCGGUUAUGCAAACAUCCUCUAUGGCGGUGCACAGCGCCUGCCGGAAAUGCACGAGGAACUGAUAAACGAGUACCUGUCGGAGCUGUCACGUGACCCGCGGGAGGUGGAGAAGAUUUUCACUGACCUGCAGUCUGACACACUCUUCAUCGCGCCGACAACAGACAUGGCGGACAGAAUGGCAGCCGCCGGUGCAAACGUCUACCUGUACGAGUUCCGACACCGCCUGUCACGUCACCGAUGGGGCACGAAGUCUUCCGGAGCGGAGCAUGGGGACGAGAUGCCCCUUCUGUUCGGUGCCCCAUUCAUGACGUUCACUGACCCGAACAACGCUGGGAACGAGCUCAGUUUCACAGAGGAGGAGAAGAGUCUAAGUUUGGACAUGAUGGCGUACUGGGCUAACUUCGUGCGCACAGGUGACCCCUCGAACCCGGUCGGUGCUACAGACACAGGGUCACGUGACCUACCCACCUGGCCAGCCUACACUCCUGACGUCAGCGCCUACCUCAAACUGGACGUGACGUCAUCAGCAGAUGUCGGACUGCGCAGGCGCCAGGUGACGUUAUGGAACAAGGUUCUUCCGGAGAUGGCGGACGAUGACGCAACACAAGACAACGAUCCUAAAGAUGAACUUUGA
This is a messenger RNA of Branchiostoma floridae (Florida lancelet), 1680 nucleotides long. RefSeq names its product carboxylesterase 5A-like. The record is from RefSeq and is a predicted model, not a curated record. NCBI's taxonomy places the organism in Eukaryota, Metazoa, Chordata, Leptocardii, Amphioxiformes, Branchiostomatidae. The transcript has 9 exons. Bases 1 to 1680 code for a protein of 559 amino acids.